CCAGCUUCCAAUUUCGAAAUAACAAGCUCUCCCCAUGCAUGUCCGGGAUCGUUGACGUACCGCCCCAAGCGGAGUAGCAACAGCAUUCGCGGUCGGGGAUGGGUACAUUCGGAUACGCUGGUGGGCGCAGUAUUGAAGCUUGAUCAUCGCCAUCCCCCAGCUCCGCUCCUUUCCAUUUCCCGUCAACAUUGGUUCCCCCCCUUACUACCUACCUACCUACCUAGGGAGGUAUAAAGAUAUCCGCCCUCUCAUUCUCUCGCCCUGCCCCUCACCCUACCCCUCAUUCACUCCAGGAGGUUGCUACUACUGGGCUACCUCUCUCUCCCCUUAACCUCCGAGCUUGUAGUCCUAAUCCCUGCGUUGUCAUCACCACCAUAAUGCGUCUCAAUUCCAUCUCUCUGACUGUGCUCUUCCUGUCGGGGGUGUUUGCGCGCCUGCAGACGAGGGUAGACGGUUCUGCCGGCGACGCGACUGCUCCCACCCCUGACGAGGAUGGGAAGUACUGGAUCCAUGGAGAAGGCAUUUCUGCCGCCUUCAUUCCCUAUGGCGCCUCCAUCAGCAACCUACUGAUAAAGGACAAACGCGGGAUUAAGCGCGAUAUCGUGGCUGGCUUCGACAACGCCACCUACUACGGGGUCGACAAGCAGCAUCCACAUCUCGGUGGUGUCCCCGGGCGCUAUGCCAAUCGCAUCAAGAACAGCUCGUUCGAGAUAGACGACAUCGUUUACAAUGUGCUGGCAAACGAGAAUCCCACCGCCGAGCACCCGGAUGGUAUCGAUACUCUCCACGGCGGCCCGGAUGGAUGGGACUGGCGGAACUUCACCGUCGUUUCUCAUUCGGACAGCAGCAUCACGUUUUCGAUCGUGGAUCCCGAUGCCGCCCAAGGUUUCCCCGGCGAGGUCAUCUCGUACAUCACUUACACCCUCGGCGACAUGACCUGGGACUUGAAGAUGGUUGCCAUCCCGACAACAAAGAAGACGCCCAUCAUGCUGAGCAGUCAUACGUACUGGAACCUGGAUGGCUUCGCCAACAACGAGACCAACACGGCCCUGAACCAUACCUUCUAUCUGCCCUAUAGCGGGCAGAGGGUCGGCGUUGACAACAUCCUCAUCCCGACAGGUGAUAUCAUCGCCAACCACCCGGGCUCCGUCAAUGAUUUUUGGAGUUCCCCGAAGCAGAUUGGCGCCGGCUUUGCUGACCCCGAGAUCCACAACAACUGCGGGUUCAACUGUUCUGGAUAUGACACUUGCUGGCUCGUGAACCGCGAGCAAAACGGCCCUUACGACUGGCGGGCUGAGGGCGGCUUCGUGGCGCGUCUGCAGUCAGCGUGGUCGGGUAUUCAGCUUGACGUCUACACGGACCAGGAGGCCUUCCAAAUGUACUCGUGCAAUGGGCAGAACGGGUCCCUGACCCUGAAGACCACGCAGGGCCUGUUCGAUAACCCGAAAUUCCCCCGCACGAUCCCCAAGUACGGAUGUGUCGUGCUCGAGGUUGAGGACUGGAUUGAUGCUAUCAACCAGCCCCAGUGGCAGCGGUCCAAGAAGCAGAUCUUCGAGCCAGGCGGUGACCCCUAUGUUCUCCAGGCCAGCUACAAGUUCAGCAUCAACACGACUGCGACGUAGGAUGGCGGGGCGGUAGUAGCUUGGGCGAUAAUGGGAGGUUUCUGGAGUAUCCUGUCUUAGUUCCCAUGAAUAUCGGAGCCCCUGAUGUAUUUUUACUCUAUUUACUUUUUGAAGCAUAUUUGAUAUCCCACUCCGCACCGUGACAGGUUCUCCAUUAAAUCAUUUGGUUCUAGUAUUGAUUACUACCACACGGUUUGCAGCUCGCCGCUCUUUCUAAAGAAGCCCGC
This is a messenger RNA of Phialemonium atrogriseum, 1849 nucleotides long. RefSeq names its product galactose mutarotase-like domain-containing protein. The transcript is spliced from 2 exons. The coding region runs from base 378 to 1622 and encodes 414 amino acids. The record is from RefSeq and is a predicted model, not a curated record. Gene Ontology annotation, biological process: glucose metabolic process; beta-D-galactose catabolic process via UDP-galactose, Leloir pathway. Gene Ontology annotation, molecular function: carbohydrate binding; aldose 1-epimerase activity. NCBI's taxonomy places the organism in Eukaryota, Fungi, Ascomycota, Sordariomycetes, Cephalothecales, Cephalothecaceae.